AUGGCGGAGAGUCUUUCGCAAUGCGUUACGGCUAUGGAAUCAAGUGUCAGAUGCUUAGAACAGACUGUAAAUCUUUUGAAGAAAGAAUCAGCACCAAGCAAUCGCUUGACAAAGAGUCUGAUUCAAUCACGAAGAGUUUUCGAGCUGGUCCCCGAAUAUGACGUCCAGCGGGCGAAAUUGGAUUUGAUUGAGGAAGUAGAACCUUUGGUUAAUAAUUUGAGCAAGAAACUGGCGAAACAGUUGUCAAAAUUGGAACGCGAGCGUGACAACCUGCAACAAACGCUGGAAUUAAAUGCCUUGAGAUUGAGAAAUAGAUUUAAUGGUGAGGAGGCACAAGACCAAGACGUGGGUUCCGACUUGGUGAUAAUGACUUCGUCAACCACUGAAGAGUUGGAUCAGCUACGAGACCUCAAGGCGCAAAAAGCGCAGCUCUUAGAAAAAAUACAAAGUUUGGAAAGUUCUACUUGA
This is a messenger RNA of Lachancea dasiensis, 468 nucleotides long. The record is from the annotation of a GenBank genome assembly. NCBI's taxonomy places the organism in Eukaryota, Fungi, Ascomycota, Saccharomycetes, Saccharomycetales, Saccharomycetaceae.